This is a messenger RNA of Caenorhabditis elegans, 1002 nucleotides long. RefSeq names its product Endoribonuclease endu-1 (gene endu-1). Gene Ontology annotation, molecular function: RNA endonuclease activity. NCBI's taxonomy places the organism in Eukaryota, Metazoa, Nematoda, Chromadorea, Rhabditida, Rhabditidae. The record is from RefSeq and is marked reviewed. The transcript is spliced from 7 exons. Gene Ontology annotation, cellular component: extracellular region. The coding region runs from base 8 to 931 and encodes 307 amino acids.
UGACAAAAUGUGCUCUGUGCUCAUUUUUAUCUCAAUCUUGACAGUGUUGGCACAGUGCCAGAAAAUCCCGAGAUUUGAUGUAUCCAACUCGGAACUUCUCGCAAUGGCUCAAAAACUUCGUCAAGUAGACACAAACCGUGCUCGUCCCGAUCAAAUUAAGCUCAACUAUCAAGGACAUACAGUAACCCGAGAUGAUAGUGAUGCAGCACAAGCGAAACUUUUUUCAAAGGUUGAUACUUCGCUGUUUCGUAAGCCAUCAUAUGAGCUUUAUAUUAAUUUAAUGGACAAUUUCAAUCGACAAACCGGUGUUAUUGAGCCACGUGUUAGCCAAGCUGAAGAGAAAAAUGAAGUUGGAAAGUUUUUGGACUAUGUGUUAGAGUCACGUCCAAUGCAGGAACUAUAUAAUUGGUUUAAAGCUAAAGGUCAUCCAAUCGCCACAAGCCCCCAAGUAUUUCGGUUCUGGAUUGGACAACUUUGGUUUUCACACUACUCAAGAGCUUUGGGACGCCCGGAUACUUCAGGGUUUGAACAUGUUUUUAUUGGAGAAGCAAAAAAUGGUGAAAUCUCUGGAAUGCAUAAUUGGGUUAGAUUCUACGUGUUAGAGAAUAAUCGAACCGAGAAUUUUGAUUAUAAAGGAUUCACUGUAAAAAGAUUCAACAUAAUGGCUGCACUAAAAUUCACAUGGGACGGCCUCUUGAAACGAGCUGGCUCAAUUCUAAUUGGAACAUCUCCAGAAUUUGAUAUGGCUCUGUAUACAAUGUGUUUUUUGUCAAGAAGAGGAAGAGAGACUUGUGAUGUUGAAUUCGACGGAUGUCCACUUCAAAUCACAAGUUUUGAAAUUAUGCAACAGAAUAAGGUGUACAUUGGGAGUAUCUAUCCAACAGCUGGAAGAAUAACUGAUCAGUGUAGAGCUCAAAAUCGAUUCAAUUAAUUGAAACUGUAUAAAUACUAUCGUUUGAUAAAUAUAUAAAUAUUCAUUUUGGAUAAACAAUAUAUUCGUUC